Molecule: messenger RNA, 1707 nt
Organism: Meloidogyne enterolobii
Lineage: Eukaryota; Metazoa; Nematoda; Chromadorea; Rhabditida; Meloidogynidae
Source: the annotation of a GenBank genome assembly
AUGCUUAUUUCCUUUCCAACAAUUUUUCAUCAAAAUUUAUUGGCAUCCUUUUACUUAAUGCUUAUUUUACACGAUUCGAGAAUGUGUGUAUUUGGCCAGUAUUUGGUUGAAAUUUUGGAACACACUGUACUUGGUGGUCAUCGAGCGGUUGUCCGUUGUGAUGCAACUGGGGCGAAUUUUGGCUCUGACAUUGCUACUUUCUCGUUUGGAAUGAAUUCUGUUGGUUGUGCUUUACCAACAGAACCUCCUUUAGCUUGUUCUGAUGUUGAACCUCGUUUGAAUUCAACAAGUCAAUGUGUUGUGGAUUUUGCCGUUGUGUCACGAGGGAACUGCAGUUUUUCUGAAAAGGCUUAUUAUGUUCAACAAGCAAAACCUGUCGGCUACCAAGCAUUGAUUGUAUACAACUUUAAGGGUAAAAGUCCCAAUCCAAUGUCGGGUAGCAAAUUUGCUGAACUUAUCCAAAUUCCUGUUGUUAUGGUUAAAUAUGAAUGUAUGCAAAGUUUACUUGGCCAUUACAGCGCAGAACACGGUCCUGGCUACUAUGAUUUGAUCAAAUAUCUCUUUCCAUUUGUUAUUAUUGUCGGAAUUUGUUUUAUUGUUUUGUUAAUUUCUUUGUUAAUUCGUCUCUGCCGUGAAAGAAGACGUUUGGCAAGAAAGCGACUUCCUCGUUCUCAACUACGCAAAAUUCCAACAAGAAAAUAUCGGAAAGGAGAUCCAGAAGAGACUUGUGCCAUUUGUUUGGAAGAUUUUAAAGAGCCAGAUAAAUUGAGAAUUCUCCCCUGCAAGCACGCCUAUCAUUGUAAAUGCAUUGAUCCUUGGCUAACCAAAAACAGGAGAGUAUGUCCUGUUUGUAAAAGAAGAGUUGGUCCUCGCAAUGUGGACAGUUCGGACAGCGAUACUGAUAGCGAGAGAAUCACCCGAACUGUCUCUUCAUCAGUUGCGGAAGGUGCUGCUGGAAGCAGUUCAUCCUCAACACUUGUAACAACAAGUCGAGACAACCGUCCUCUUUUACAGCAUGCACAACCUAUUGCUACAAUAACUUCAAGUAGCAAUCGACGGCCAAUAGCUGAACAAAUUGUUGUUGCUUCUUUAUUUCAACAACAAAGGCAGCCACAACAACAAACACCUCAAUCAACAAGCGCCUUUUCGCGAGCAUCAAAUUUAUUACAUUUAAGCAGUAUUUUUCAUCCAUCUCGGUGUGAAGCUGUUGGAGCACAAAUUUCAUCUCCCUCCACCACAGAAACUUCAUCAACAGUUAUUGCAGAAAGUGUACCUUCUCAAACAACAACUUUGUCUUUAGAUAAUCAACAACAACCAAUUACCACACCAAUAACAACACAUUUUGGUGAUCGUUUACGUCGAGGGAUUGCUGGAAUUGGAAGUUCUAUUGUUGAUUUGGUUCAUCGUUGUCCAACAAGCAUUUUAAGUGAAUCUAAUACGCAAUUGAUCCCGGAAAAUGAGGAUGAAGAAGAUUCUUUGAAUGCUAGAAGGGAGUCUGAUACACUUUCUCGCCAUACUCUUGAAACGCUGGAUGAAUCAAAUAGUAAUACAUCUCCGGAUGGUCAUUCGAUGACAACAAUUCAUUCAAAUCGGAAUCUUGUCUCUGUUACAGUGGAACUGCCAUCACCGCCUCCCGCAGGUUAUAAUUCAGUGGAAAUCAGUGAAGAAAAAGCUGAUGAAUCAAAACAAAGAUUUAAUGAACAAUAA